AUGGAUACUUCGGCCGACGAGCGUCAUCCGUCCGACAGCGACGCUGACUGCAGUGACUGGGUUCUUGUAACGCUUCCACCAAACUCGAGCCCCGACCAUGCUCCCCCUCCCCCUUCCACCGACGGUGAAUCCACCGACAGCGAAGCAGACGUGAGCAUCGAUGAGAACGACCCGUGGAUAGUGGCUUUCAAUGCACGUGUCGCUCGCGCUCUCAUCGAGUUCGCGCCACAACCCACUCUCCCCCAGUCACAGCUAUAUAAUGGCAAGAAUCGCCCCCCUCUCUGGCGAUUCGGCUACGCCUUCGAGUUGGACGUCGCCUUCGAGUAUGCCGUCCGACACAAACUCCGGAUGCUACCCGGCAUUGACAAGGCGGCCGAGGUUCCCACCUUUGAAGAAGUCCUUGCUCAAGAGGGCAGAUCGGCGGGUGGUAUGACGGCGACCGCCCUCGUAAUCAUGGCAAAGCACCUUAGCAAGAAGUGCGGCUUCUUCUUGGAAACUACGCGUACGCUCUCGGUUGGCCGGGAGCUCAAGUUCGUCGCCUACCUGUGGUCGAACUACGACUACAACGAGCGGAUACGUUUGUGCCGUAAUUACGAUCUUGUCCUCCACAUCCUCGACAAGGCGUUCAAGCCGUUUCCUGGAGCGGUAGCUGAGCCAUUCUGGUACAUCGAUGUGGAUAAUGAUUGUCUGCUGGCCUCCUCUCUCCCCUCCACCGACAGCGGAUCCACCGACAGCGAAUCCACCGACAGCGAAACGGAUACUCCAAAGGAGCCUGACCCGUGGCUUGAGGCUUUUAAUGCACGUGUCGCUCGUGCUCUGAUCAAGUUCGCGCCGCAACCCACACUCCCCCAGUCACAGCUAUAUAAUGGCAAGAAUCGCCCCCCUCUCUGGCGGUUCGGCUACGCGUUCGAUUUGGACGUCGCCUUCGAGUACGCCGUCCGACACAAACUCCGGAUGCUACCCGGCAUUGACAAGGCGGCCGAGGUUCCCACAUUUGAAGAAGUCCUUGCUCAAGAGGGCAAAAUGGCGAGUGGUAUGACGAUGACCGCCCUCGAAAUCAUGGCAGAAGACCUUUCCGAUAAGUGCGACUUCCUCUUGGACACUUCGCGUACGCUCUCGAUGGGCCCGGAGCUCAAGUUCGUCGCCUACCUGUGGUCGAACUACGACUACAACGUGCGGAUAAAGCUCUGCCGUAAUUACGAUCUUGUCCUCCACAUCCUCGACAAGGCGUUCAAGCCGUUUCCUGGAGCGGUAGCUGAGCCAUUCUGGUACAUCGACGUGGACAAUGAUUGUCUGGAAAUAUAA
This is a messenger RNA of Epithele typhae, 1305 nucleotides long. RefSeq lists its product as uncharacterized. The transcript has 5 exons. The record is from RefSeq and is a predicted model, not a curated record. The coding region runs from base 1 to 1305 and encodes 434 amino acids. NCBI's taxonomy places the organism in Eukaryota, Fungi, Basidiomycota, Agaricomycetes, Polyporales, Epitheliaceae.